AUGCAGAGAGACGUAUACGUUGACAAUGUCCUUUCAAGUUUCCAACUACAAGUUGAAUUACUUACCUACUUCCGAGAAGCACGGAGCCUUAUGUCGAAAGCCGGAAUGAAUCUUCGUUCGUGGACAUCAAAUAGUGCCGCCCUUAGGUCUCAAGCUGCAGCGGAAGGAGUAUUGGACAAUGAUGAGGUUACUAAAGUACUUGGUAUGCGCUGGGAACCAGUUGCCAACCAGAAGUCAUUUGCCAGACGAGAAAUCCCAUUGUUAGAGACUGUUACUAAGAGAACCAUUUUGCGAUAUUCAUCACGCAUUUAUGACCCCCUUGGGCUACUUAGUCCAGUGACGGUACGCGCAAAACUGCUGCUUCAAGAAUUGUGGAAGUUAAAUUACGACUGGGACAUACCAUUGUCUUUGACAGUCCUUGCAAACGAUUUAAAUACAGUUACAGAUGUCAAGUUUUCAAGGAAGCACUUAAUCGAUCCUUCUGACACUGAAAAAGGAAGUACGACAGAAUGUGACACAUAUUUGCACAUUUUUGUUGACGCCAGCACAAAAUCCUAUGGGGCCACAGCAUACAUCUGCAACAAAUCUGAUUCAAAACUGGUGAUGGCAAAAAAUCGAGUAGCGCCACUAAAAUUUCUUACAUUACCGCAACUUGAGCUUUUGGCAGCAUUAGUUGGCGCACGUCUAGCUACACACCUGCAUUCGUGCUUGAACGUAUCGGACGUAACAUUUUGGUCAGAUAGUCAAAUUGUGCUUUACUGGUUAAACACAAACAGGCCACUUAAAAGAUUCGUCCAAAAUCGCGUCAUUGAAAUACAAAGCCUUACCCCACAAUAUGAAUGGAAAUACUGUCCCAGAUGUGAUAAUCCUGCCGAUCUUCUUACACGCGGGAUUUCUACAGAUCAGUUUAUCAGCAAUAAUCUCUGGGAGACAGGACCGACGUGGAUUCUCGAGAAAUCUCGCUGGCCACGAUGGGAACAUGCCCCUUCAAAUUUACAAACGCCAGAGAUCGAGCAGACGACAUUUACAGAAGAUGACAGAUUACCGCCAACAAAUAUAGCCAAUCUACAGUGUACAAUUCAGCAAGGAAUUCACGAUGUUAUAGACAUAGAAAGAUACAGCAGUUACCGUAAACUACUCCGCGUUACAGCUUAUGUUCUGAGAUAUAUUUCAAACUGCAAGAAACUACUAAGUGACAGACAGGUCAGUACUUUGUCAGUGAGAGAACUUUGUGAUGCCGAAAAAAAAUGGUUGUUAUCAUGCCAAGCUGUAACAUAUUCUACGGAAAUAUCGGAGAUACAGUCCAAAAUGACGUGUAGGUCACCCAUAAUCAGGCAGUUAAGGCUUUUCUUAGACGACUAUGGACUUAUUCGCUGCAAUGGAAGAAUACAUAAUGCCUCACUGGCCGACGUCACAAAGUUCCUGUACCUUUUACCAAAGAAGCAUCCACUGACCCGCUUGAUUGUAACUGAUGCUCAUGAAAAUCAAUUGCAUUCAGGAAUUAAUUCCACCGUCACGCAACUUCGACAGAAAUACUGGAUACCCGCCAUAAGACAAUGCGCUAAGUCAGUUUUGCGUAAAUGCGUAAUUUGCCGCCGAGUUACUGGGAGACCUUACACAGCACCAGAUACCCUACCACUACCCAAGAUAAGAGUGAAAGAGUCGCCGCCAUUCAGUGUCACAGCGGUUGAUUUCACAGGCGCUCUUUACGUCAAAGACAAUACCGGAAGUGAAAUCAAAGUCUACAUAUGCCUUUUCACAUGUGCUGUAACUAGAGCUGUACACCUGGAAGUAGUCCCUAACUUAUCAGAGGAUUCCUGUUUACAAGCAUUUCGCCGAUUCGCCAGCCGGAAGUCGAUGCCGCAAGUUAUGAUCUCAGAUAACGCCGCAACAUAUUUGUCUGCAUCAAACUACUUGAAGCGUAUGUUUGAAUAUUCUUCCGUGAUGGAAAUGCUUAAUAGGAGAGGAAUUGAAUGGAAAUUCAUCCCAAGCAGAGCACCGUGGUACGGAGGUUUCUGGGAGCGCUUAAUUGGUCUUACAAAAACUACAUUCAAAAAGAUACUAGGGAAAGCCUGCAUAAGCUUUGAAACACUUCAAACAAUCGUCACAGAAAUAGAAGCGAUCAUGAAUGACCGUCCCUUAACUUACAUUUCAUCCAACUUCGACGACCCGGAACCAUCUUGUAUGGCCGAAGAAUAA
Messenger RNA from Mercenaria mercenaria, 2199 nucleotides. RefSeq lists its product as uncharacterized. The transcript has a single exon. Lineage: Eukaryota; Metazoa; Mollusca; Bivalvia; Venerida; Veneridae. Gene Ontology annotation, biological process: DNA integration. Gene Ontology annotation, molecular function: nucleic acid binding. The record is from RefSeq and is a predicted model, not a curated record. The coding region runs from base 1 to 2199 and encodes 732 amino acids.